Fusarium redolens is the source of this 4020-nucleotide messenger RNA. RefSeq lists its product as uncharacterized. NCBI's taxonomy places the organism in Eukaryota, Fungi, Ascomycota, Sordariomycetes, Hypocreales, Nectriaceae. Gene Ontology annotation, biological process: organelle fusion; vacuole organization; endosome organization. Gene Ontology annotation, molecular function: protein binding; protein-macromolecule adaptor activity. Gene Ontology annotation, cellular component: endosome; HOPS complex. The transcript is spliced from 10 exons. The record is from RefSeq and is a predicted model, not a curated record. The coding region runs from base 1 to 4020 and encodes 1339 amino acids.
AUGGCGACGACCGACGCGAUACCUCCAGAGCAUGGUCAAGACCGUCAAGGUCAACGCAGGAGACCGUUUUCAACAUGGGUUAAGAAACUCACUAACUUCAAAUCAUCCGAUGGUGAACGUCAAAAGAGACACAAGAAACGCAGCCACAAGAAGAACAACCCAUACCCGGAAUCUGGGCAGGUCGGCAAUGGUGUAACCAACGGAACGAGUGCAUGCACUUUCACCACUACACAGACGGGUACAAGCAAUACCAGUGUGGAUCGAUCCACCCGGACAUCUCGAGAAGAUCAGGCACCGCCAACGAUCGGGCGUGGAAGUGUGGCCGGUACGGUGUUGACAGAUCAUGAGGCCUCCCACUCAAUCACGGCACCCAGCCAUAGGGCGAGUUCUGUCGCUGGAACGAGCCGUACCGUUGGUGGAGGAGUUGAAUCUAGGAGGGGGGGAGACAGUACUUUUUCGAGCCCAGCGCCAUCUGUGAGGUCUUUGACGACGACUUUGACUACGAUACAGUCAAUGGCGCCUAAUGGGGCUGGCCAAGCUCAACACCAUACUUCACAGCAUCAUGGCAACACGCAGUCCAUUCAAUUCACCCAACCCUUCCCCUCUACAGGAGCACCAGCAUCGGCUAUCCCACCCCAUUUGGCUCCUACUGGAAACCCAACGACUUACACGUCUGCAACCGCCAACAAUCUGCUCACAGAUAACGCAUCUAUCCUGACUUUAGCGUCAUCAAGUAAGCGUCGACGAAGACGCUCUUUCGAUACGGACGCAUCUGUACGUGCUCUUGCGCCUUCGUCACUUUGGGGUGGCAGUCGUGAAAGUCUACCACUUAGUGUUCUGAGUGCGAACAUCGACCCGAUGGGCAUGCCCACUACUCCUGGUAUCCACGGCAAUUCUCGAAUGGGAACAGAACGCACAAGCAUUUACUCUGCAACAGGUGUUGGGCCUGCGAUAUCUGGUGAUCGAAACAGUUACUAUGCCAAACAAGGAGAUGCUGCGAGUGUUCGAAAGCUCCCCAGCUGCAGCGUCCCACCAUCGUCAUCGCGCCGCGGCUCAUCUUCUCCAAUUCAAGACAUUCCCCAGUGCUUCAAUAUGGCCAUCUCAUGGAAGUCGUUUGACUUCUUCGACGUCGCCCAAAUCAACAUCACCGACGACGAAACCCGACAGCUCUUCGAAGGCAACGAGAUCUCGAGCGUUUGCGCAGGCUCCGAUAGCCUCUUCCUUGGAUCAUUCGAUGGAUAUGUCAGCAUAAUAAAUAAGUCAUGGAAGAUUGUCAAGCGCUUCCAGGCUUACGAGGCUGGGAGCAUCACGCAUAUGCGCCAGGUCGAAGGAACAAGUCUCUUGUUAACAGUCGCGGAGGACAUGAGUAGUGAGCCUGUUCUUAAGGUGUGGGCGCUCGACAAGCUUGUUAAGAAGACCAACACACCGACAUGUCUGAGCACGGUCAUGAUCAACAAUAACCGACGGCAAUUUCCUAUAUCUGCGUUUGCGGCUACGGACGAUCUUACACAAAUCGCUGUAGGAUUCACUAACGGCGCAGUUACCGUAAUCCGAGGCGAGUUGGUCCACGAUCUUGGUACGAAGCAACGAAUCGUCUUCGAAUCAGAAGAGCCUAUCACUGGUGUUGAACUUGCAUGGGAUGCUGUACAAAAGCUUACCACUUUGUUCGUCUCCACGACCUCGAGAAUAUUGAAACUCGGCCUCUCCAAGAAGGGCCAUGGAUUACCGCCCAAGACCGUCGAAGAUGCUGGAUGCGCAGUGGGUUGCAUGACGCGUGAUCUAAAUACAGACGGUGUCAUUGUUGCGCGUGACGAUGCCAUCUAUACAUAUACAUUGGAUGGUCGAGGGCCGCCCAAGGCGUAUGAAUCGCCAAAGAGCAAGAUUGAUGUUUACAAUGAAUAUGUGGCGCUUGCAUGCCCGCCAGCAAGCAGCACCGCGAAAGACUCGGAAGCAAUGAGGCGACGUUUUGGUAAUACUACUACUAAUUCUCUGUUCAAUGCAUCGUCUUUUGUGUUGCUGGAUAUGGAUCUUCGAGUCAUUGGCCAUACAGAGACUUUGAUGUCACCUGUGGGACACUUUGUUGACAUCUGGGGUGAUUUCUUUACAGUUCUCCAAGAUGGCAAGGUUUACCGGUAUCAUGAGAAAAGUCUGCAGCAACGACUGGAGAUGCUGUAUCAGAGAAACAUGUUCCCCUUGGCUAUCGAAUUGGCGCAAAAGUCUGGAAUGGAUAAUGAACAGCAGAGUCUUAUUUACCGACGCUUUGGCGAUCACUUGUAUCAGAAAGCUGACUAUGAUGGCGCCAUGGUUCAGUAUAUUCGAGCAAUCGAUACAACCGAGCCAUCACAGGUCAUUCGCAAGUACCUCGAUACACAGCGCAUUCACAACCUAAUUCAAUAUCUGGAACAACUUCAUGAACACCGAAAAGCGACUGCGGAUCACACAACCCUUCUCCUCAACUGUUAUGCAAAGCUGAAAGACAUCAACAAGCUUGAAAAGUUUAUUAAAUCUCCCGGCGACCUCAAGUUUGACCUUGACACAGCAAUUGCUAUGUGUCGUCAAGGCGGAUACUACGAGCAGGCUGCAUACCUUGCCAAGAAGCACGGCGAGACUGAUCUUGUGGUGGAUAUCUUGAUAGAGGACUCCAAGAACUAUGUCGAAGCGCUCGACUACGUCUGGCGUCAAGACCCUGAUAUCAAAUAUGCCCGAGUGCUCAUUGAGAAUUGUCCUCAAGAUGCUACCAAGUUAUUCGUGGACUACUAUACAGGUAAUUACCGACCUCGGCGCACUUUGACGGUGCACAAUGAGGUUGAUACGCCCGCCAGCGGCGGCUUUGCGGCUGGGGCAGCGAGCGCUGUUCAGAAUCUGUCCAAUUUGCUACCCCUACCUUAUAUGAACACAUCUUCAGUCGCAUCUCCUGGCACGGUCGGAAACACGAGGGCUGUAGUUAGCGACGGGAACAUUAUCGUGGACAACGACGAUAUUCCUGCACCAAAGUAUACCCCUCCUCCACCAAGAACCGCAUUCUCAUCAUUUAUCGACCACCCCGACGAGUUUAUCGUCUUCCUCGAAGCAUGUCUCGAAGAAAAGGAGCUCAAGUCGAGUGACCGAACAGAUCUAUACACGACCCUCUUUGAGAUGUACUUGUACAAGGCUAGCGAGAAGAAGGGACAGCAUCACAAGGAGGAAUGGGAGGCCAAGGCAAAGAAGCUCAUCCAGGGUGAGCACGUGCCUAUGGAAAGCUCGAAUGUUUUACUUCUCUCGCAUCUUGCAGAUUUCCAAGAUGGAACUAUCCUUGUCAAGGAACAGGCAGGACUGCGUUUCGACAUUUUCAGAUCUUACACAUCAGCUAAGGAUACACGAGGCGCCCUGAAGGCACUCAGAAAGUAUGGCCCUGAGGAACCGCAGUUGUAUCCAGCUGCGCUGGCGUAUCUCACUUCUGACCAAAGGGUACUGGAGGAAGCCGGACCUGAUGAGUUGGCCAACGUGCUAAACAAAAUCGACAAAGAUGGUCUCAUGGCUCCUUUGCAGGUUAUCCAAACACUUGUUGGUCAAUCUUCAGGCGGUGGCGUAGCUACCAUGGGCAUGAUCAAACCAUACCUUCACGAGACAAUCACAAGAGAGCGCAAAGAAAUUGCUACCAACAGAAACCGCAUCAACAAUCUUCGCGGCGAUACAGAAAAGCGCCGCUUUGAGCUUGCGGAUUUGGGCUCCAAACCCGCCGUUUUCCAAGCAACUUGGUGCUCAGACUGCAGCCAGCGACUUGACCUACCAGCCGUCCACUUCCUCUGCAAACACAGCUUCCACCAACGUUGCGUUCGAAACGGCGGCAACGACGGCGAUGCGGAGUGUCCCAAGUGCGCAACGGAGAACGACAUCAUCCGCAAAAUGCGCGAGGAACAGAAGAAGAGGGCUGGCAAGCAUGAGCUUUUCAAGAUGGAUCUGGAGAACAGCGAGGAUCGGUUUAGUACGUUGGCGGAGUGGUUCUCUGGAGGUGUUAUGGAUGGGCAGAGUGCUGAGUGA